ACCGUAACUGAAAUAUUUUCGAAAAAGCGUCAACUUCAGCUCAGCUGUGCUUGGCGUAUGCCUCUUGAUCCGUCAUGAAAGUAUUUUGUGAAUAAAAUUAAUUAUCUAUAAUCAUUAAAAGUUUAAUAGAACUCCAACUUCAUUAGCAACUAAUCCUUCUGAUCAUCAAUCAGGUUAAAUUUAAAAAAAUAACCUAUUUUUUUAAAAAAAAGACUUGAUUAGCUGAUCUCAAGAUGCCUUUACCAAAGGUAACAAGUAGUCAAAAUAAGACAAUCAGUACUGUGGCAUUGAGAUCUGGAGUUACAACGAGGAAUCAACAAGCGACGGAUACCAAUAAUAUCAACAAUAAUUCAAAGCCAAGUGUAUCCAAGGAUCUGAGAACAAAACGAAAAGCUGAGGCAUCACCGCUUAAAAAUAAGACAAUCAAGAGAUCAGCUUUAGAAAAUAUUACUAAUGCUAUUGCUAAAACUCAAGGGAUUGCCCAAUCGAAGAAGAUUGUCAAGAAGGUUCAAAUCAAACAAGCUCAACCAGUCAAAGCUAAUGACAAGCCGGUAACGACGAAGCAAUCGACAAAUAUUGUAUCUAAUCUCAAGUCUAAGCUAACGACAAAGUCAGUGGUAAAAAAGAAGCCAGAGAUCAAGAAACCUCUUGUUGAAAAGGUCGUUGAGCUGAAGAAAAGUGAGGCAGCAGAAAAAUCUGAUGACAGUUCUCUAUAUGUCAGUGCUUUGGAAGAUGUUUCAGGAGGAAGUGCUAAGAAAUCCUCAGCCACAGUUGAGAAGGCUGCUGAAAAAGAUGAAGUCGUACCGAAAAAAAAUGCCGACCAAAAACCCAAGGAAGUGAUUCCUAAAAGUUUACAUUUAGAUGAUCCACCAUAUCGAGAGUUGCCAGAAGGAAUGGAGUCAGAUUUUGAUAUUGAAAACUGGCGGGAUCCAUAUCAAGUGUCGCAGUAUGCUUCUGAGAUAUUUGAGUACCUGAAAAGUCGUGAAUCUCAAUUCGUUAUUGAUGAUUACAUGGAGAACCAGACACAUAUUUCAGCGUGGAUGCGAUCGCUGCUGGUGGAUUGGAUGGUCGAAGUUCAAGAGUCAUUUGAAUUAAACCAUGAAACCUUGUAUUUAGCUGUUAAACUAGUUGACUUAUAUUUAUCUAAAAUAAAUGUGAUGAAAGAGAUAUUGCAACUUCUAGGAGCUGCUAGUUUAUUUAUUGCUAGUAAAUUUGAUGAACGAAUUCCACCUUUAGUUGAAGACUUCUUGUAUAUCUGUGAUGGAGCUUAUUCUCAACGAGAAUUAAUGAGAAUGGAGAUGAGUAUAUUGAAGACGAUCGACUUUGACUUAGGAAUUCCUCUUUCGUAUCGCUUUCUUCGACGAUACGCUAGAUGUAUCAAAGUAUCAAUGCCUACUUUAACUCUAGCUCGAUACAUCUUAGAGUAUUCGUUAAUGGACUACGAAACUGUUCAAUUUAGUGAUAGUAAAAUAGCAGUAGCGGCAUUAGUCCUUGCUUUAAUGAUGAAAGAUCUUGGUGGAUGGUCGACAGAAUUGGAAUAUUAUACAGGAUAUCAAAUAGAUGACAUUAGAGAUAUUGUAUUCGUACUUAAUAAUGGUCUUCAUAGAAAACCUAAAGAUGAGUUAGCAACUGUCCGACAUAAAUACAGUCACAAAAUAUUUUUUGAAGUAGCUAAAAUACCGCUCAAGAGAAGACUUGAUAUAUAGUCAUACAACUUCUAGACCAAGUGAAUAAGAAAAAAAAAACGACUUACGAAAAAUUAUCAACAACAACAACAAAAAAAUAAUGGCAUUCAUUAGGAAGUACAACUUGCUUUUUUUUUGGAAAGGAAUAGUGUUGAUGUCAGUAUGAGGCUUGUGGACUCUUUAAAUUUACCAGGUAGCUGUUGAAGAUGGUAAAUGAACCGAAAUUAUAAACACGAUUUCUCGAUAUGGAAAUCUAUUUUAUAUUGAAAAAUUAUUUAUCGAUUAAAAUUACGGUAAAUUUACCGUCUUUAAUAUUUUUUUAAAAAAAAUAAGCAAAUGAGUGUAAAUAAACUUGCUAUUACUUGGGAAUAUUUUUUUUCAAAAAAAUCAAUAUCUCUGUAAAUAUUAGAAAAUUUAUAAUAUUAACAAUAGCACUGCGGUCUUUUUGUU
Messenger RNA from Chelonus insularis, 2135 nucleotides. RefSeq names its product cyclin B3 (gene CycB3). Gene Ontology annotation, molecular function: cyclin-dependent protein serine/threonine kinase regulator activity. The coding region runs from base 234 to 1706 and encodes 490 amino acids. The transcript is spliced from 8 exons. Gene Ontology annotation, biological process: mitotic cell cycle phase transition; regulation of cyclin-dependent protein serine/threonine kinase activity. NCBI's taxonomy places the organism in Eukaryota, Metazoa, Arthropoda, Insecta, Hymenoptera, Braconidae. Gene Ontology annotation, cellular component: cyclin-dependent protein kinase holoenzyme complex; cytoplasm; nucleus. The record is from RefSeq and is a predicted model, not a curated record.